UAGUCUUUGAUAAUUUCGUAAUAAUUUAAAAGUUAUUUCAUAACAUUUUAUAAUAAAAAUCAAAUUAAAUAGAUAUAUUUUGUCUACACAUUUUGUAUACAGGAACACUGUGCAUAUGGUUAUUUUUACCAUGCGCACACGCAGAGUUUAAGCCACGAGCACGCGACAAAUUUAAAAUUAUUCGUCCUUUGACUUUUGAACAGAGUCCUUUAUUGGUAGAGAAGAGAUACAAUUUACAUUUAAACUAGUAUAGUUAUGGACUGCAAAAAUAGGCAUUAUAACAAUGUAAAUUGUUCUAAUUUUUGAAUGAAUAUUUGUGAUCUCAAGUAUUUAGGUAACGGGGUAGGAGUUCGGUGAACUUUUAUUGAAUACGCAGCGAAUACAUCUAAAAAUAUUGUGUUGUGGUGACUAACACUGACCGCGUAGAAAUCCAGGCAUCCUGGCCAUUGCUCAUUCUUGUUCAUUUCAGUUACGGGCUGAACAUUGCGAAAAAUAAGCGAAAAAUCCGAUUCGAUAGUUUAAAAUAUUUUAAAAGUGUCUAGACAUAAGUUAUUAUAUUGUAAUUGUGCGAUGAACCGUGUGCCGACUAUAGUGCGAGUGACGCCGGGUGGAGGGGCUGGUGGUGGCAAAGGCAUCAAGUGCUGCUGCUGUCGAUGCUGUGAAUGUAUCAAUUUUGGAUACCUAACUAGCCAACAUGGUCUUAUCAAGUUAGCUGAAGCUAUGCUAGGUGGACUAUGCCAGAGCCUGCUAGUUAAGUAUGGCAUGUCCGAAGCUAGUACUAUGGGAUCAGCGUUCCACAGUUUUUUGACCACGGCCUCCGCCUGCCUCCUUACCACUGCUCUUCUCAUCACUUGCUACGUUCUGUCUUCUAAUUCACAACAACUCAUACGGCAAUCGAUUUUUGAGUGCUUGUUCAACGCAGUAGCUUGUUUUCUCUAUCUCUCGGCUUCUUCAUAUAUGGGUGUAGCAGUGAACAUAUACCUAUAUACCCGUUAUACAUCCAUCAGCAUGUAUGCAGCAUACCCGGCAAUGACUGCAGUUUAUUAUGUCGGCGUGGUGGUUGGGAUUCUGCACGGCGUGGAUGCUUACAUCUCCUACAGAUAUCACAAAGGAUAUCGAUAAAUUUCAGUCUUCUACUUGUCAUUGUUGUCAUUCCAUUUUAUAUUAAGUAUCUAUAUGCUCACGCUGUUGAAGAUUGCAAACCUUCUUUGAUAGCCAUAUAUUAUUUUUAUUUUAUCAGUAGCUGUAAUUUUUUGAAAAUAAAUACUCCGUUUCUUGAUAAAUAAUAGUUUAUAUAUGGCUAUCAAAGAAGUUGCAAUCUUCAACACACGCAAAUAUUCAAUAAUAAUCAAAAUCCAACAAAAGUAUAAAUUUUAGAUUUUCUACAGAAAUAUAUUUAGUUUCAUUAAUCAUUUGAAGGGGUGACUGAAAUAUAUUUUCCAAAGAACUUAGGUUGAAAUAUGAAGGUACAUUUUUUUUUUAUACCAGAAGGAAAUUUUGUACAAAAGUGGUUUGUUUGGGUGCCUCUGUCCCAUUCGUGUUAUUACCGUGAAGCAGUCGUGUUUGCAUGCUUGUGUUUCGGUUUGAAGGGUAAGAUAUGGCAGUUACCACUUUCCAUCAGGUGGACCGUCAGCUUGUGUUUGAAAUUUCCAAAAUUUACUUUGAUGUUAGUAUAUGCUGUAUUACCCGUGAAUUAGAGAGUAAAUAAUUAUAUCUACAUUCAAAUGCAUGAUAUAAGUAUUGCGUACCUACCAAAUAUGAUUCAAAUCCGUCCUGCUGUUAAGAGAUUGAGCAACAAACAUCCAUAUAUCUUUAACAACUUUCAUAUUAUUGCGACGACCUUGUUGGUCUAGCGGUUUAAUACACCGUCUCACUGGCAUCACCUUCCGAUGGCCGCGGGUUCGGUGUCCGCAUGUUUCCGUAAAUUGUUCCAUACAUUUAUGCUUAUCACUGUUUGUAUUAUUAAAGUUCUUCUUUGUAUAAUAUGUAUGUAUUAAAAAGGAAAUAAGCCCAUUAGUUGUUUAGUACCCAUACAAGCUCUGAUUAGUUUGGUACUAGAUGGAGUUGUGAAAUAUGUUUAUACGUUGUUUAUUAUAAUGUCCCUUGGGGGAAAUUGUAUGAUUUAAUUAAUUUAAUGUUAACUAGGCUAAUAAUGGUAAUUAAUAAUUAACACUAAUUAUUUAGGUAAAUUAAUAAGUCUUCUAUAUUGCAUUCGAAUUUUCGAAGUGUUUGGGUUAAAUUUUUAUAAGUGACUUAUCAUCGUCUAUUUAUCUAUGUUCACAAAUCGGCAUUGGUAUUUGUAGAUUUAAAAAAAUAUAUAUUAUUAUUACACAUAAUAGUAUGUAUUAAUGGAAAUACCUGGUCACGUGAAGCAUGGAAUAGUAGAUAGUAAGGGCAUAUGGCAUAAAAAAAUUUGUUCCUGAACACUGAGGGCUUAGACAUUGUCAUAGAAUAGAAAUAUUUGAACAAAUUUACACAAACUAUGUAUAUGUUAUAAUUUUUUUCUCUUUUCCAGACAACAUUUAUCUGAAUUUGUAUUAAUAGUAUUUUAAUGUUAUAUAUUUUUUUUAAAUGUAAGAGUAGGUAAAGAAAUUUAGUUUACAAUUGUUUCAACAAUAACCAAAUACUAAAAUGUGCUUAUUACAUAUUAAAUAUUUAUUUUACAUAAUAAAUG
Galleria mellonella (greater wax moth) is the source of this 2674-nucleotide messenger RNA. RefSeq names its product protein singles bar (gene sing). NCBI's taxonomy places the organism in Eukaryota, Metazoa, Arthropoda, Insecta, Lepidoptera, Pyralidae. Gene Ontology annotation, cellular component: membrane. The transcript has 4 exons. The record is from RefSeq and is a predicted model, not a curated record. The coding region runs from base 571 to 1122 and encodes 183 amino acids.